AUGGGCUGCGACCAAUCGAAACAACAAGAUGUCUCAUCAUCAAAGAGAGAAAAAACAACUACUGCCAACAACAAUCAAAAUUCGGGACAAGCACCAUCAAAUCAAACAACUCCAUCCACUCACCAAAAUAAUCAAAAUACACCACAUUCAAAUCCACUAACGGCAAAAACUGGCAAUCAAACCAAUGAUGAUCCGACGGUUGCAAAAUCUGUGGCUGAGAGUUGGACUGAUUUUCGGAUGAAAGAACGAGAAAUGUUUGACAAAAUUUUGAACAAAACCACUAAAAAGUUUAUUUAUGUGAGUCAUAGUCCUAACCUUAUGGGAGGAGGAGAUUAUGACAAUAUGUAUAACGGAGAAGAGGAAGAACCAGAAAAUGAAGAACGAAUGAAACAAGUGGAUAAAUUACUGAAAGACUCAAAUAUUUUCUCUGUUCCGAUAUCUGAUUCAAUAGAUAACCAAGGAGUGAUUGAAUAUAUCAUAAAAACAUCAUCGAACAAUGGCUCGGAUCAAACAUCGACGAAUCAUGAUGAUACUGAUAUUACACUUAUAAAAAGAAUUGAAGAGUUGACAGUCAACGCUUUAAAGAAUGUGAAAAUUAACGAACAACUCAUUGGAGGAGAAUUAGUCGUUCAACUUCCAACUCUUGGUGCAGAAUCUGAAUAA
Naegleria lovaniensis is the source of this 663-nucleotide messenger RNA. RefSeq lists its product as uncharacterized. NCBI's taxonomy places the organism in Eukaryota, Heterolobosea, Eutetramitea, Acrasida, Naegleriidae. The record is from RefSeq and is a predicted model, not a curated record. The transcript has a single exon. Bases 1 to 663 code for a protein of 220 amino acids.